AUGUCGGGCAUGAACGCUACGGCGGAAUAUGAAUUCAAGCAGCAACUGACACAGGGCUGCCAUGCUAAGAUUGCAGGAUAUGGCACGUCGUAUGGCUACGUCCCCUCGCUGGCCGCUGGCAUCGUCUUCUGCACCCUCUUCGGACUGUCCAUGAUCCUCCACACCGUGCAGCUGGUGUGGAAGCGGUCCUGGUGGUGCGCCGUCUUCGUCCUCGGCUGUAUGGUUGAAGUUCUGGGCUGGGCAGGACGGACCUGGUCUGCUGAGUGCCCCUACAACGGGACGGCCUUCCUCAUGCAGAUUUCCACCCUGAUCAUCGCACCCACUUUCUUCACUGCAGGCAUCUACGUUCUCUUAGGCCGUUUCAUCCACCUUUUGGGCCCCGAGACCUCAAUUUUGAGUCCGAAACUCUAUCUCUGGAUCUUCGUCACUUGCGACAUCGUCUCCUUGGUUGUCCAAGCCGUCGGCGGUGGCAUGGCCUCGAUGGAAGUCAACAAGGUCAACGGCAAUACUGCCCCCGGCACACACACCAUGGUCGCCGGUAUCGUCUUCCAGUUGGCAUCCAUCACCGUGUUUGUGUUCCUAGCCGCCGAUUUCAUCCGUCGCACUCUCCGCCUGCAGCUGUUACAAACCAUGACCGGUACGAUCGUUCCCCUUCUCGGCGCGAUGAUCUUCUCUGUCAUCUGCAUCUACAUCCGGAGUAUCUAUCGAACCAUCGAGCUGUCGCAGGGCUGGACGGGAUUUCUGAUCACCCAUGAGCGGUACUUUAUUGUCCUGGACGGCGUGAUGAUGGUCCUAGCCGUGGGGGUCUUCAACAUCUUCCAUCCGGGGUGGUUAUUGCCCAAGCACGGGCCCAAGGCCUUCCACCGCGAGAUCUACUCUCCAGACGGGGUGGCCAGUGGGAUGGAGAUGCGGUGA
Molecule: messenger RNA, 915 nt
Organism: Aspergillus ibericus CBS 121593
Lineage: Eukaryota; Fungi; Ascomycota; Eurotiomycetes; Eurotiales; Aspergillaceae
Product: RTA1 domain-containing protein
Exons: 3
Coding region: 1-915 (304 amino acids)
Cellular component (GO): plasma membrane; fungal-type vacuole
Source: RefSeq, a predicted model, not a curated record